Messenger RNA from Anastrepha ludens (Mexican fruit fly), 1458 nucleotides. It is a transcript of the gene Arl6IP1, whose product is annotated as ADP-ribosylation factor-like protein 6-interacting protein 1. The transcript has 3 exons. NCBI's taxonomy places the organism in Eukaryota, Metazoa, Arthropoda, Insecta, Diptera, Tephritidae. The record is from RefSeq and is a predicted model, not a curated record. The coding region runs from base 217 to 816 and encodes 199 amino acids.
AACAAACAAGGAAAGCGCACAAAGCACAGCGGAAAAGUCGAAGCGCUGUAUAAUAAGGAAAACGCAUAGGUCAAAAGAGUGUGAGGUUGGUAUAAUUUCUGUGCUUUUCCAGUAAAAAGCCUAUUGAUUUUACCAAACAAGAGAACAUAUAGCAUUCUAUUCUACGAGAAAUUGCAUUUGUUCUUUCCAAGCAGAACUCAAUUUUGACAAGAGAAAAUGUCUGUUGAACAGAAGCGCGCUUACAAUAAAUUGAAGCACGACUUGGAGCCGUGGCGUAAUCUCAUCGUACACCUAGAUUCGGUGUUAAGCUGGGAGAAGAGUUUUUAUCCAGCAGUCAUUGCUGCAUCAAUUACGACAUUCUACUUGCUCCUAUGGGCAUUAGAUAUGUCUACGGUGACAACGCUGGCAUUGGCGGGUCUCUUUGCGCUGGCAAUAGAUUUUGUUUAUCCAUCAGUGUCGCGGUUUUUCUUCAGCCCAGAUAAUUGGAAUGGAAAUCAGGAGGAACAAUUUGAGCGAGUCUGCACGCAGUUGUGCAAUCUUAAAUUAAUGCUUGGCGGUUGGUAUGAGUACCUCUUCUCUGCUAAGGAGCGCAAAUCGACUUUGUUUGUGACUAUUAUGAGCGUUGCACUGUUGUCACUCGCUUGGAUUGGCGCCAUAAUAAAUAAUCUACUUCUCAUGUAUUUCAUUACCAUGGUGUUGACUUUGUAUCCGGGCAUACAGGAAAAAGGCGUUUUCUACAAGAUCAAAGAUUACUUUGGCUGCGCCGUGAACUCUAAACUACAGCAGUUGCGUGAAAAAAAUAAGAAAGCUGAUUAAGGAGUGGGUGAGAAAUGAGAAGAUUUUUCGAAAGAAAUACGUUCUAAGCAUGUCCGAUAGACAUUGCACGGGUGUUUUUUUCUGGGUUUUUUUUUUCAAAUUUCGGUCUACACUUCACGCAAGAUCUUAUUUUACAUUUUAAAUAAUUUAUUUGUCUUAGCUUUGAAUUUGUGGCAUUAUAGGUUCAUAAUGUCAUUUAUAACAAAACUUUUCAUGGAAACUCUAUAUGCUGAUUGCACCUUUUUAUGUUCAACUUUUCCAUUUAAUGUAAAAAGCAUAUGACCAAAGCUAAUUAAAUUAUCGAAAUCAUGAAAUAUUAAGAAUUUAAAUAAUAAAUAAUGAGCGAAUAUGCGCAAAUUUAUCAAAUAGAUAUUAAAUAUUACGAUAUUCUAUAUUGAAAGUUUGAUCCUCUACUACAUAGAUUUCUAGUGAGUAAGCUUUAUCUAAAACAUCAAAGACACAUUGAACAAAUAUUUAAGCAAAUCACCAAAAAAUUUGCAAUCGAAUGUAGUUAUAAAGAAUGCAAAAUACUCCAUCAACCAAUAAUACUUAUUUCAUGUAGUUUUACAUCACAAGAAAGUGGGCAUUUCUUUAUAAUGUUACCAUUAAAGCUUAGUGCCAUUAAAAAAAAAAAAAAAAUAA